This is a messenger RNA of Megalobrama amblycephala (Wuchang bream), 2012 nucleotides long. RefSeq lists its product as uncharacterized. Lineage: Eukaryota; Metazoa; Chordata; Actinopteri; Cypriniformes; Xenocyprididae. The coding region runs from base 692 to 1168 and encodes 158 amino acids. The transcript has 4 exons. The record is from RefSeq and is a predicted model, not a curated record.
UAUAUUUAUAUAUACACACACUAUAUUGGCAAAUGUAUUGGGACACCCCUCCAAAUCAUUGAAUUCAGGUGUUCCAAUUUAUUAGUUUCAGUUUAUUUCAUCUGAAGGGCAAAGUCCAGUCUUAAUGUUUACGACUUAAGAGACGUGAGUACAGGUAAGCAUAUUCUCUGCUAUUCUUUUACAUAAUUAUAUAUCUAACUUAGUAGUAUACUUGUAUUGAAAUCUUUUUCACCAGUUGUUUUCAGUGAAACAAAUCCAUUAAUCUGAGAAAUGGUUCACCAGAUGAGAAAAUGGUUGCUGUGAUCUGAAUAAGCUGCUUCAUGGGCUUCAUAAUGCACAGCACAAACAAAAAGAUAUAACAUAUGAUAAAUGAAUAUGGUAAUUAUCAGUAUCAUAGUAUUUUUGAUAGAACCAUUGCCACCCGAUUCCAAAACCAUUUUGUGGUGCCACCACAGUACUUUUUUUCAAGAGAAAGAAAUAAAAAAAGUGAUAAUAGUGGUUCAGUAUGGAUGAUACUGUACACGAUACUCAUGUUUUUAUAAGCUAAAUUUGAAUUUUUUUCUAAUGCAGAGGUGUUUUUGAGUCAGUUGUUAUCAAUGUGUUUGCAGGCGUGUCUGUGGUUCGGGUGACAGUGAUAAGGAGCCUGUACCUCUUAAACACCAUUUAUAGGGAACAACUCAUAAUUGUUGACAUGGCAGAACAAAGUCAAGCCAAAAAAUUAAGGAGUCAGGUCAAGGGUUUCCUUUGUGACGUGAGCCCCAUAAAAGACACCAAAGCACCAUAUUUUGAUGCUAUUCUUCAACACGAAGGUGAAAAUAGCAAAGUUGUGGCCUUCAGAGCAGAAGAUCACAUCAACUUCCACAAUGCUGAAACCACCCGGAGCCUAGUUACACUAGAGGAUGUCAUAUUACAGCCAUCUGUGGAGCCCAGCAGAAAAAUGGACGUGUUUUACACACACAGCUCCACAAUGUCCUGCAUUCGUGACCUAGGAGAAGCGUUUGAAAACAGCUUGUCUCCUAGAUCACAAGGUGUACAACUGUCUGAACUCCUAAACUCAGAUACAAAAUCAAAGAGGGUCAACAUCAAUGCAAAGAUUAUCCAGAGGUGCUCAAGGGAAACAGUUUUGUGUGGGAUGGACGGUAUCUUCCAAGAACUAAGUACACUGUAGCAGAUACUACAGGCUACAUGAGUCUAACGGUCUGGUGUGAACACAACAUUACUGUUGGAGAAUGGUACAACAUCACAAACGUCUCUGUGGGAAAGUUCAUGGGCAAAACAUCCCUUUCAACUACCAAAAACACACAGAUUGUCAACAUCCCAUCUCAAGGUACAGCGUUUGCUGUUGAAGUGCCAACAGAAACUAUCAAAUGUGACAUCAUUGGUGCAAACAUUAAGAAUAUCUUCAUUUGUCCUCGUUCACAUAAACUCAGCGACGUGUCAUCAAGCCCCACUGUAUAUUGUUUCUCAUGCAACAUGCAUUAUAAAAGCUCAGCCAUCAUAAUGAAGAUCAGCGGUCACCUGGAACUUAAACCAGAAACGGGAAAUGUUGUGGAGGCAAACAUUGAAGAUGAGGUGAUCAGAUCAGUGCUCACAGUGGAGCCCCGCACAUCACGAGAGGAUGUUCUUCAGAGCUUCAUUGCUCUGCCACCCAUGCAGAUUACAAUUUGCGAGAACAUCAUUGUAAAGAUGGAAGAUGUUCCUCAGAAGGCUGAAAUAAAGUCUGAAGCUGAGCUGCCUGUUAAAGUGGAACCCGUGGAUGAAUCUUCUGACUUUUAUUCACCCCCAGACCAUGGCUUUCUAUUCAGUUCACAAGUCAGAAAAAGAAAAUCUACCAAUUGAGCCUGAUCUUAGAAGAAAUGUAAAAUACUCGAUGAUUUCCAUUACUGUACUAUACAAUCAGCAUAAGGAAAGUCUGACAAAGACUACCAGGAGUAGUCUUGUGUAGCUUAAAGUGUAAAUCAUUUAACCCUCUGGUGCUAUUCGGUUAUUCUCGACUAAAAGAUUUUACGUUU